AUGCGACACAACGACCAACGGACGGUCUGUGACACAGGUUCGCAGGCGUACUGCACCAACGCGAACACGAUUCUGUCGGACCAGUGCCGCAAAUAUGUCGAUCGCGUCGUUAAAACGAAGAAUGAUUCAGCGUAUAAAGACCGAGUUCGUUUUGCCAGCAAUAGCACCAAAACGAUCACGGACUACUGCAACGCGCUUUCGGACGUCGCACACAAAGCGAUCAACGGCGUAAUCGUUGCCAGUCCCACACUGGACCAUCCAUUGAGGCAGGAGCAAGCGUUUAAGAACAGCGUGGUCCAAUAUGUCGUAAACCGAGGAGGCCGCUCGCGCUAA
Messenger RNA from Phytophthora nicotianae INRA-310, 333 nucleotides. RefSeq lists its product as hypothetical. NCBI's taxonomy places the organism in Eukaryota, Oomycota, Peronosporomycetes, Peronosporales, Peronosporaceae. The coding region runs from base 1 to 333 and encodes 110 amino acids. The record is from RefSeq and is a predicted model, not a curated record. The transcript has a single exon.